Lodderomyces margitis is the source of this 1185-nucleotide messenger RNA. RefSeq lists its product as uncharacterized. Gene Ontology annotation, molecular function: oxidoreductase activity. Lineage: Eukaryota; Fungi; Ascomycota; Pichiomycetes; Serinales; Debaryomycetaceae. The coding region runs from base 1 to 1185 and encodes 394 amino acids. The record is from RefSeq and is a predicted model, not a curated record. The transcript has a single exon.
AUGCAUAAAGACUCACUUGUUGUUGAACCCUUAGUUAAUACUCCCUUUGGCUGCACCGUCAAACUCCCCAAAUACUGCCAAAACGAUCCUUCCAGUUUGAAUGACGAGGACUUUCGGACGUUGAACGAAGCAGUUCAAACGCAUUUGGUGGUGGUGGUUCCCAACCAGGCAGAGCUUGCACCAAAAUCACAAUACUUGCUAACUAAAAGAUUUGAUCCGUCCAUUCCUGAGCCAAAGGAAGAGAAUGGUGCUGGUUACGGUCACGGUAAGGAAUUUAGACAUGAUAAGUCGGUAUUGAAGAAGGAUGGGUGUUCAGUAAAGUCACAACCUCAAGUGCAGAUCCUUGGACAAGGAAAAUUUGAGGCGGAUGAACAGGGAAAUGAAAAUGGGGAGGCUAUCAAUUUGACCCACCCCUCUCACACUAGUUUCCACCACACCCCAUUGACUGAGCAGCAAAUAAGAGAGGAAAAGAGGACAAGGUUUUACAGGUGGCACAUUGAUAGUGCUUUGUAUGGGUUGUCACCUCCAAUGGUUACAACCUUGCUCGGUAUAAAGGUUCCGCCUUCGACCCAAUACCAAACUAUAAAAUAUGAAGACGAUGGCAGUGAGUUGAAAUUGACCCAGGGAGCAACUUGCUUCAUCAGUGGCGCACAAGCAUUCCAAGGCUUGAGCGAAGAGGACAAGCAGUUUGCCUUGAAUACUACUGUGGAGUAUGCGCCACAUCCGUACAUUUUCAUUUCGCCUGCAAGGGCUACAUCCGACGGGUUGACAAUGGUUUCCGAAGGUAAAGAAAUGGAAUUUAACGACUUGCCGGAAUGGGAAAGCCUGAAGGUGAAGAGAUUACCUAUGGUGUGGACAAACCCCACUACCAAGGAGCACCAUUUGCAGGUGCACGGAUGCUGCUUGUACAAGUUACACACAAAUGUCAAUGGAAAAGUGAAGACUUUGAAUUUGGAGGAUUCGAGAGAAAAGGUUCACCAAAUGAUGAGGCCAGCUAUAGCUCCAGAAAAGGUGUUGGCUCACUCUUGGAAGCAAGGUGAUUUGGUGUUGUUUUUCAACCGUGGUGUGUGGCAUUCAGUCACCGGUGAAUUUAAGGGCUUGGGAAGUGAUGGCAAAGAUGAAAGAAGAUUGAUGCACCAGUGUAAUAUUGCCAGUGGAUUAGAUCCAGUAAAUGUAAGUGCCUAA